Messenger RNA from Penicillium cosmopolitanum, 609 nucleotides. Its product is annotated as SGNH/GDSL hydrolase family protein. The record is from RefSeq and is a predicted model, not a curated record. Lineage: Eukaryota; Fungi; Ascomycota; Eurotiomycetes; Eurotiales; Aspergillaceae. Gene Ontology annotation, molecular function: phosphatidylcholine lysophospholipase A1 activity. Bases 1 to 609 code for a protein of 202 amino acids. The transcript has a single exon.
AUGCCCCUGGGUGGAUCCGUCACUCGGGGUGUUGGCUCGUCUCAUGGGGCUGGAUAUAGGAAGCCGCUCUUGCAAUUACUCAAAGACCAGGGAAUCAAUUCAUGCAUGGUAGGCUCGCGCAAGGAUGGCUCUAUCCCCAACAACGAGCACGAGGGCUGGCGUGGCUUUCGGAUCGACGAAAUCGAAAAGAAAGCCAAGAAGUCAGUGAAACGUUUAUCACCAGAUAUAUUCAUGGUCAAUGCCGGCUCCAAUGAUUGUAUCCAGGUCUUCAACACUGCAGAGGCUGGAAGGCGUAUGAGUCAGAUGCUCGAUUAUCUUUGGCUCGCAUGCCCUCAAUCCACGAUCCUGCUUUCUACUCUCAUUCCCAAUGCAGACCCACAGGUCGAUUCGGUGGUGAGGGAUUUAAAUGAUCAGUUUCAUGCAUUAACAGAGAAAAAUAAAGACGAAAAAAAGAAAAUCUUGCUGGUUGAUAUGCACUCAUCGGAAGGGCCCGAAGCACAUGAGCUUGUUGACGGUAUACACCCUGAUGACGGGGGAUAUGAGAAAAUGGCCGAAUUAUGGGUUCGUGGUAUAAAGGAGACUAUUGAAAAGGGGUUUAUCGAUUAUUAA